Messenger RNA from Ramularia collo-cygni, 1425 nucleotides. Its product is annotated as related to proline utilization protein PrnX-like. NCBI's taxonomy places the organism in Eukaryota, Fungi, Ascomycota, Dothideomycetes, Mycosphaerellales, Mycosphaerellaceae. The record is from RefSeq and is a predicted model, not a curated record. Gene Ontology annotation, cellular component: cytoplasm. The transcript has 4 exons. Bases 1 to 1425 code for a protein of 474 amino acids.
AUGCAACAAACUACUCUAGAUCAGAAGUCCGAAACGAUGCCGCUCACUGUUCUGAGCGAUCAUGACGUUAGCYGCAUACUCCACUCCUUGGACAAGCAGGACAUCGAAGCACUGCAGGAGAGCCUAGCGGAUGCGCUACACUGGUAUUCAUCCUCCAGUGAUGCAGUUGAYUGCUGCAGCGACUUCCAGCCUGAAAGAACACAUCUAAAGCGGAAAGAUGGCUCGACUACGCUUUUUAUGCCUGCCUCGGGCAUUACUGGUCAAGGCGUCAAGGUGGUCAAUAUAGUUCCUCCAGAUACAGCCGGACUCCCCACUAUUGCGGACAGUCAGAGUUUGAGCUCCGGGGACUCUCGCAGUUCGAUCAGUUCGCAGUCUCGACAAGACUCUCUGGCGUCAAUAGAGACAUCGUCAUCUGCUGUGCCAGCAUCUGUGUCCGAUGCGUCUGGGGGUCUCAGCAAGAUGGGGAUUGCAUCAGGAUCAGUAUCGACCAUUCGAGGCUCAUUGACUCUUCUUGAUAACCUUGGAAACACCACAGGUCUCAUAAACGCAGAAGAAGUCACGGCUUUCCGGACAGCGCUGGCGUCGACAAUGCUUCUCAAAAAGCGCCACUCUGUACACGAUGUCACUGUAUUUGGCGCUGGUAAGCAGGCAUACUGGCACAUUCGACUUGCGCUACUGCUUCGAGGCCCCGAGAUUCACCACCUCAAUAUCGUCACGCGAAACUUUGAGAGCGCACGGAAGUGCAUCAGCCGUCUUUACAACCCUCAGCCAGACGAUCCGGACUAUGUCAAUACCAUCGGAAGUGGCUUCAACAGCAAAACGAAGAAAGAGAUCCUCACGCCGUCACACACGGAGUACCAGAGACUUCUAAAGCAAUACGUUCGAGCAAGCAAUGUGAUCUUCUGCUGUACUCCAUCCACAACUCCUCUUUUCCCCGGCACAUAUCUCACAAACCCCGAGGGACGUAAGAAGGGCAGGUACAUCGCGCUGGUAGGAAGCUACAAGCCAAACAUGAUAGAGCUCCAUCCAGACAUCGUGCGGUAUGCUGUUGCACCACAUCACGAGCACAAGCACAUCCAUAAACGGCAGAAAGAAGGCGGCGCGAUCAUCGUCGACACCGUCUCGGGCUGUUUGAAAGAAGCGGGUGAGGUCAUUCAAGCUAAGCUGGCACCCGAUCAAGUCGUCGAGCUGGGUGAACUUUUCAUGCUGAAACGAGAUGCUGAGAAGCGGAUGAAGGAUAGAGGCGAGCAGGAAAUGGAGAGCGGAUGCAAGUUGCAGGAGAAUUCUGGUUUGAGGGAGUGGCUGGACAAGGGAAAUGUCAUUUACAAGUCAGUUGGGUUGGGGUUGAUGGAUGUGACAGUGGGCAACGCACUCAUCAAGUUGGCACGUGAGAGGGGCGUUGGAACGACCAUUGAGCACUUCUGA